Messenger RNA from Vigna angularis (adzuki bean), 1506 nucleotides. Its product is annotated as vacuolar protein sorting 38. Lineage: Eukaryota; Viridiplantae; Streptophyta; Magnoliopsida; Fabales; Fabaceae. Gene Ontology annotation, cellular component: lytic vacuole; endosome. Bases 185 to 1243 code for a protein of 352 amino acids. The record is from RefSeq and is a predicted model, not a curated record. The transcript has 6 exons. Gene Ontology annotation, molecular function: SNARE binding. Gene Ontology annotation, biological process: SNARE complex assembly.
AAAAAAUCACAAUUAAAAGAUUAAUCCCAAAGAAAUAAAAAAAUUUUCACCAACAUCCAUUAUCCAAGAAGACCACGACCCAACUUUUCCUUUUUCUCUUCCGAGAAAAUCAGGAACUGAAGAAUCCAAGAGGAAUGAUGGACUACGUUUGGUGAUAAAAGCACUCGAUGACGAUGAUGAGUUCAUGGAGCCAAACCAGAUUCUGUCAUUGCGGACCACUACAACUGAUCCCGAACAUUUGAAGGUCAUUCAGUGGGAGGACUUCCAGAACGAUCUCGCGAGGUUGGCGAGUCUCUCUUCAGCACUGGGCGAAUCCAAGGAGAAGAAGCGCGACCUUCACCGCAAGCUGGAGUCUCUCAUCCAGGCCAAUGGUGAAUCAUUAGGUCGGUUGAAUGAACUUGAGGAGAUGCAUCAGAGACUAGAAUCAAAGAAAGUGAUGAUGGAAAAUAUGUCUAUACGUUCUAGGCUUGCUAAGGAGAAUGCUAGCAAGCAGGAGGAGCAGCUUAGUGGUGCAGUGCAAUCACUUCUGGUUGCAGGGGGUGGUCUUUCUGUAUGCAGGAGAAACCUCCAAGAAUCAAGCAGAUUACUUUCUGAAGAAAAUGGUUAUGUUCAUAUGAGAAAAAUGCAAAAGGUGCUGCGGAGGAGGCAACAACAUAUGACAUCUCAAAUUUCAAUGCUCUAUCCUGUGAAGAUCUUGAUUGGACCAGCACAAAAGCAAGAGCUUGAGGCAUAUCCUUCGAGUAACCUGGCAGGAACUUCUGCUGGACUUAAACCAGUUAAUGAAGGAUCCUUAACGAUUCGUGGCCUACAUUUGAAUGUGCGAUCUUUUAGGAAAAUGAGCUUUUUCACUGAUAAAAAGGAAAUUCAGGUGUCUACUACUGCCCUAGGAUAUGUUGCACAUGCUGUUUCACUUAUAGCCUCUUACUUGCAAGUUCCUUUGCGAUAUCCUUUACGGUUGUGUGCUUCUCAUUCGUAUAUCAUUGACAAUGCACCUUCAACAGAGCUAACAUCUGAAGCUUUACCAAAUGCAAACACAAAUGCCAAGCAUGUGGAAUUCCCCCUUUUUUUAGAAGGUCAAGACACAACAAGAGCAGCUUACGCUGUAUUCUUACUAAAUAAGGAUUUAGAACAGCUUUUGAAUUUCAUUGGUGCAAAGAGUUUGGGACCGCGCCAUGUACUUGCUAAUUUGAGGGAGCUCUAUAGGAUUAUCCAGGCUUCAGCUUUUAUAGAUAACUUGAUAUAGUGGUUUUGUCUCUACUGUAAUUUCCUUGUAAUUUGAUUUUUUUUAAAUCCUUGCUAGGGUGCAAUUUUUUUGGUGCACCUUCCAAUGUAGCAUCGUUAUCAAAAUGGAACUUCCUAUAAUGGAUUUGGUAUUCUGUAAAAAAGAGUAUACCGUACUGCCAAAAAAGUAGUGUUAUUUGAGCAUAUUAUAAAUGCCAAAUGCAGAGAUAUAUUGUAUAAGAACUAGUGGAGAAUGGCAUGCAUUUUUAAUCCUUUUGCCUAAAA